Messenger RNA from Gadus morhua (Atlantic cod), 1201 nucleotides. RefSeq names its product mucin-5AC-like. Bases 53 to 1201 code for a protein of 382 amino acids. The transcript has 9 exons. NCBI's taxonomy places the organism in Eukaryota, Metazoa, Chordata, Actinopteri, Gadiformes, Gadidae. The record is from RefSeq and is a predicted model, not a curated record.
CACGGUAGAGGCUACACUAUCAAAGCCUUUCACUGCAGAGUUAACAAACCAAAUGACUGCAGAGUUUCAAGAACUGCAAACAACUGUUGUGACAUCUUGCGAUGCGAUCUUCCAGGAGGCCUAUGGGUCGGUUUUCAUCACCACUCUUGUCCUUGGAUUCAGCCCGUCCAUCGAUGGAAACACUACAAUAGAGGUGGAGCUUGUUUUCAAUAACACAGCAUCACCUGAAGUGACCGUUUCAACUGCCGCUGUACUGGAGACCAUGACGACGGCAGCAACCAACACCUCCGCUGGCGGAUUCUCCUUUGAUCCUGAAUCUAUUGUUGUCACAGAAACGCCAACCUCAACGACAGCACCAACAACAACUACGGCAACUCAAGAACCCUCAGUUCCUACUGUGUCUUUCACGGUAGAGGCUACACUAUCAAAGCCUUUCACUGCAGAGUUAACAAACCAAACGACUGCAGAGUUUCAAGAACUGCAAACAACUGUUGUGACAUCUUGCGAUGCGAUCUUCCAGGAGGCCUAUGGGUCGGUUUUCAUCACCACUCUUGUCCUUGGAUUCAGCCCGUCCAUCGAUGGAAACACUACAAUAGAGGUGGAGCUUGUUUUCAAUAACACAGCAUCACCCGAAGUGACCGUUUCAACUGCCGAUGUACUGGAGACCAUGACGACGGCAGCAACCAACACCUCCGCUGGCGGAUUCUCCUUUGAUCCUGAAUCUAUUGUUGUCACAGAAACGCCAACCUCAACGACAGCACCAACAACAACUACGGCAACUCCAGAACCCUCAGUUCCUACUGUGUCUUUCACGGUAGAGGCUACACUAUCAAAGCCUUUCACUGCAGAGUUAACAAACCAAACGACUGCAGAGUUUCAAGAACUGCAAACAACUGUUGUGACAUCUUGCGAUGCGAUCUUCCAGGAGGCCUAUGGGUCGGUUUUCAUCACCACUCUUGUCCUUGGAUUCAGCCCGUCCAUCGAUGGAAACACUACAAUAGAGGUGGAGCUUGUUUUCAAUAACACAGCAUCACCUGAAGUGACCGUUUCAACUGCCGCUGUACUGGAGACCAUGACGACGGCAGCAACCAACACCUCCGCUGGCGGAUUCUCCUUUGAUCCUGAAUCUCUUGUUGUCACAGGUAUGGUCACAUUUUCCAUAUUUCAUCCAAUGAUAAAAGUAACAGCACUUUGCUCGUAA